Molecule: messenger RNA, 1344 nt
Organism: Penicillium atrosanguineum
Lineage: Eukaryota; Fungi; Ascomycota; Eurotiomycetes; Eurotiales; Aspergillaceae
Product: thiamine pyrophosphate-dependent dehydrogenase E1 component subunit alpha
Exons: 5
Coding region: 1-1344 (447 amino acids)
Biological process (GO): branched-chain amino acid catabolic process
Molecular function (GO): oxidoreductase activity, acting on the aldehyde or oxo group of donors, disulfide as acceptor
Source: RefSeq, a predicted model, not a curated record
AUGCUUCUUCGGCGUCCGCUUCUAGCGGCGCGUAUGCCGCGAUCUUUCGUGCCCGUGCUUGCUUCUCCCACCCGAUGGGGAAGCACCGUCUCACAAAGGCCUGGUUCGGACCGGGUUGUGUUUCCAGGCGCCGUCAAUAGCGAAUUCACAUCCGACAUGUCCUUCGUUACAGCUAAAGACCUCCCCGCUAUUCCUACAUACCGAGUGAUGAACUCAGACGGCGAGAUGGUCGAUAAGACAAGGGGUCAUCCUAAUGUUUCGGACGAAGAGGUUUUGACAUGGUACAAGAAUAUGCUGCAAGUGAGCAUCAUGGAUACGAUCAUGUUCGAUGCACACCGCCAGGGUCGUGUUAGCUUCUACAUGGUUUCACAAGGUGAAGAGGGCAUCUCUAUCGGCUCCGCGGCAGCUUUGACCCCGGAUGAUGUGGCUUUCUCUCAAUAUCGCGAGGCUGGUGUUUAUCAGCAGCGUGGAUUUACUCUCAAGGACUUUAUGAGUCAGCUCUUUGCCAAUUGCAACGACAAUGGCAAGGGUAGGAAUAUGCCCGUCCAUUAUGGCCAAAAAUACCCUCGCAUCAUUACCGUCUCCUCUCCCCUGGCCACCCAGAUUCCUCAAGCCUCAGGAGCCGCAUAUGCUUUGAAAUUGAAAGAUCUUCAGAACCCCAAUCAAGCCCCUCGGGUAGUGGCUUGCUAUCUCGGUGAGGGUGCAGCUAGCGAAGGUGACUUCCACGCAGGACUUAAUAUUGCCGCUACACGUUCGUGCCCUGUCAUUUUUGUCGUCCGAAACAACGGAUAUGCCAUUUCUACGCCAACAAUAGAACAGUACCGUGGCGAUGGUAUUGCUAGUCGUGGUGUCGGAUACGGAAUGGACACAAUCCGAGUCGAUGGCAACGAUGUAUUCGCCAUGUACGAAGCUAUGACCGAAGCUCGAAGACGCGCCCUUAGUGACGGCUGCCAACCAGUCCUGAUUGAAGCGAUGAGCUACCGUGUAUCGCACCAUAGCACGAGCGAUGACAGCUUCGCCUACCGCGCACGCGUCGAAGUAGAGGAUUGGAAGCGCCGUGAUAAUCCUAUCAUCCGGCUACGCAAGUGGCUCGAGAACAAGGGGAUCUGGAAUGAAGACAUGGAGAAGGAGACGCGCGACUCUAUGCGCCAAGCUGUGCUGAAGGAGUUUAAAGAAGCGGAGCGUCUGAAGAAGCCGCCGAUUCGAGAGGCAUUCACCGAUGUCUACGAGGAAAUUACAGAGGAGGCGCAAGAGCAGAUGAAGGAACUCAAACGGAUUAUCGAGACAUAUCCAGAUGAGUAUGAUCUGCAGCCAUACAAGGAUGGGUUGAAGGGCUUGGAAUAG